This is a messenger RNA of Laetiporus sulphureus 93-53, 438 nucleotides long. RefSeq lists its product as uncharacterized. The record is from RefSeq and is a predicted model, not a curated record. The transcript is spliced from 2 exons. Lineage: Eukaryota; Fungi; Basidiomycota; Agaricomycetes; Polyporales; Laetiporaceae. The coding region runs from base 1 to 438 and encodes 145 amino acids.
AUGCUAGCUGGUGCUCUCUUGACAGUGUGGAUCCAAUCCCAAAUGAAACAAUCCUCCAGCCGGUUACCAGCCCCUGAGGAAAAUUCUGCAAUCUCUAUGGACAAUAAGAAUCGGGAUACAAAGGUUGGCGAACUGGAAAUCGUGAUCGCAGAUCUCACCGCGCGCCAAGGGGAGCUGCAAAGCAAAUUCAAUGAAGCUCAGGAUGCUCUUGAGAAAAGCAAUCAAGAGUGUGCAAGGCGGAAGAUGAAGACAGAGGAGUUACUGACUCAGGUCGACAAGCUAAUGACUGAGUUGAAGUCAUCAGAGCCCAAGUGCGAAAACACAGAUCACAUAUCCACAAACUUGCAGACGGAGCUCGCUACCGAAGGAUCAAACCCUGCUGACCAGCCGCCUAUUCUUCCCUCGGCGAUGCCACGGGAUGCGACAGGCCUUUGCUGA